AUGGAGAGGCUUCUAAAAAAUGCAAAGGUGGCAGACUGUUUUGGAUUACUCUGCGAUGAAGUUAUAGAUAUAUCUGUACUGGAACUCUUAAUAACGUUUAUUCAGUUUUUUAAUUCCAAGACAGACAAAGUGGAAAUACAAUUCCUGUUUGUUGAGGACGUCUUAAAAGAUUCCACUUUUGCCAAUGCUGAAACCAUCGUUAACAUUCUAAUUAGAAAGCUAGAUCACUAUGGUCUUCAACUUCAAAAGCUGAGCACCUUAGCUUCUAAUGGAGCUGCUGUCGUGGUGGGAAAAUUCACCAAAGCGGAUGGCCCUUUACUUGAAAGUUCAACUUGA
Molecule: messenger RNA, 336 nt
Organism: Pocillopora meandrina
Lineage: Eukaryota; Metazoa; Cnidaria; Anthozoa; Scleractinia; Pocilloporidae
Source: the annotation of a GenBank genome assembly